AUGAGGUCAAGCGAGAUCGGUAGUGCCAUAUGUGGAGGUCUGGCAGCCUACAUGUUAGCCGAUUCCACAAUGGUUAGUUCAACCGUUUUAUUGGGACCAUUAUCCUUCAUGACUGUGGCCGCUGUUCUCGUCUUCAUUACUGGACUUCUGGGUUUCCUGGCAGCGUGGUUCGAAAACGAACGAAUGCUCAACACGUUCGCUGUAGUUCUUGCUAUUAUGUGCAUCCUCCAAUUCACCUGCGUCAUCCUAGUCUAUGUCUACUAUGGACAGUUUGUCAGUUGCGCCACUUCACUGAUCAGAGAUAUCAUAAAUGAACCCAUUCAAUAUCAAGUGGCAUUAGAACUCUCUGAUAUAGAAUUUGAUCUCACCGACGACUUCAAAAGGCCGAUCGAUUUGUUGCAGGAAAAGGUAGGAUUCAAGUCUUGGAAGGAGUGUGCCAUUUACUUUAGCUAA
Messenger RNA from Mesocestoides corti, 453 nucleotides. The record is from the annotation of a GenBank genome assembly. NCBI's taxonomy places the organism in Eukaryota, Metazoa, Platyhelminthes, Cestoda, Cyclophyllidea, Mesocestoididae.